Molecule: messenger RNA, 789 nt
Organism: Osmia bicornis bicornis
Lineage: Eukaryota; Metazoa; Arthropoda; Insecta; Hymenoptera; Megachilidae
Product: testis-specific gene A8 protein-like
Exons: 2
Coding region: 368-709 (113 amino acids)
Source: RefSeq, a predicted model, not a curated record
UUGUCCGUCCGUCCUGUGCUUCUCUUUCGAUAUCAAGGUCAUCGAAAUCGAUCGAUCCCAUUAGUCGCCGGUUGUAGCGACGAAACGCGAGCGGUUUGAAAAUACGACGGCCCCGUGGCGGAGGAUCGACGACGAGGGGGCGCGUGAAAACGCGGACGGUCCGCGCGUUCGGCAUUUCAAUGCGCCGGUUGACACGAACCUAUACAGAGAGGUAGGAGGAGAAGGAGGGUGAAAACUUUCGUAAGCGACGCAUCCACUUUUCGUAAGUUCUCUGUUCGAAGAGCGGUGGUCAUUGGUAUAAAACCUGGACGCUUCGACGGAUCUGCACAGUUCGCUGCAAAGUCGAAUCAAUCACAUCAAGUUCAACAUGUUCAAGUUAGCGUGCAUCGUCCUUUUUAUGGCGGCCGUCGCCUCUGCCGGCGUAAUCGCCCCAGCUCCCUUGAUCGCAGCUCCGGCACAUGUGGCAGCUUUACCCGCACCCAUCGUCACUGCUAGAAGCAGCCAGGUCGUCGCUAGGAAUUAUAACACGUUUGCUGCCGCACCACUCGCUGCUUACACCACCGCCGUCCAUGCUGCCCCUGUAGCCGCUGCCCCCAUAGCAGCCGCUGCCCUGACAGCAGCCGUACCAGCAGCCCAUGCCGUGCACGCACCGUUCGCAUAUGCGGCCGCACCUGCCGCGCCCCUUGCUUACGCCUACCACCCCUAUUGAAUACCCCGAAUGACCACAUCACACCUCAGCCCCUACGUUAAGUUUCUCGUUUUUAUGGAAUAAACAGCAAAUGAACACAA